GAAAAAAAAAACGAAAAAAAAGAGUGAAGCUGGAGGAGAAAACAGCGGAGGCCGAAAUCUGAUCGGGGGACUGGACUGUUGCGCCCCAGAGCCGGUGCAGACCUCCGCCCGGGUCGGAGCAGCUCCUCCGGCAGCUCCUCCGCCGGCUCCCCGACACCUCGACGUGGCACUCGGGCAGCAUGUCCGGCUGAAGCCGCUCACCUGCCGCACCAGAGGACUUAGGGCGAGUCUGUCUGAACUUGGCCAUGGCUCAUUGCACCAGCAUCCAGUACGAGCCGGUGGCAGAGAUUGGUGGUGGUGCAUACGGUACCGUUUACAAGGCCAGGGACACAGAGAGUGGGAAGUUUGUGGCUCUGAAGAAUGUGCGUGUCCAGACGGAUCAAAACGGCCUCCCGGUUUCCACAGUGAGAGAGGUGGCUCUGUUGAGACGGCUGGAGCAGUUCGACCACCCCAACGUGGUCAGGCUUAUGGACGUAUGCGCCACCCAGAGAUCAGACCAGGAGACUAAAGUCACUUUAGUGUUUGAGCACGUGGACCAAGACCUGAAAACGUACCUGGAGAAGGCUCCAGCUCCAGGACUGCCUCCAGACCGUGUUAAAGAUUUGAUGAGGCAGUUGCUGUGCGGACUUGCAUUCCUUCACUCAAACCGCGUGAUGCACAGAGACCUGAAACCGGAGAAUAUUCUGGUGACCAGCCAGGGCCAGGUGAAGCUGGCCGACUUCGGCCUGGCCAGGAUCUACAGCUGCCACAUGGCCCUCACUCCUGUGGUGGUGACGUUGUGGUACCGCCCCCCUGAAGUCCUCCUGCAGUCCACUUAUGCCACCCCUGUGGAUAUCUGGAGCACCGGCUGCAUUUUUGCAGAGAUGUUCAGACGCAAACCUUUGUUCUGCGGAGAAUCGGAAAUGGACCAGCUUGGGAAGAUUUUCCAAGUUAUUGGCCUGCCGCCAGAAGAAGAGUGGCCGACUGACGUUAAAAUUUCAAGAAAAAACUUCCCCCCUCUCAUGGCUCGCCCAAUCACAGAUUUUGUUCCAGAGAUAAAUGAGCUGGGGGCCCAACUAAUGUUGCAAAUGUUGACCUUUGACCCCUUAAAACGGAUAUCAGCUCUGAAAGCACUAGAACAUCCGUAUUUCCAGGAUGAGGAGGAGUCCUCCAUUCAGAAAAGUAGUUGAAAUCAGGAAGUAAACGGUGCAUCAGCAGGUAACUGUGUCUCGGUUUAGAAUUUCAUUUGAGGAUGGAUUGGAUUGUUAUUUUGUUCUUCCUGCAUUGAAAACAAGGAUGAAAUACUCGGAAAAGUGAAGAGCGAACUGGAGGAUCAGCUUUUCAAUGCUUUUCAACUUGUAAAUGUCACUAGUAAUGAUGCUACCCCAUCACAUCUUAAAGGACAGUACCAGUGUUUUUGAUGCUGUGUCGGCGUUGUCAGCAGGGACUGACACACAGUACCUUACUGCCAUCUCAUCUGAAAUGCUGCUGCUGUUAUUUCGCAUAGUGUCUGACACAAAGUGACACCCCAGAGUGUGAAGUUAGCGAUUUUACUAUGUCGGUUGAGCAAGAACGCACAAGAAAGAGACACACUGCAAAGAUACUGGUAUUGCCCUUAUAUUUUAACACUUUUUUUUGUGGGCCUCAUUUCAUGUCCUUAUUUGUUACAUAAUAAAGCCAUUUAAAUCAACCAGUGCUGCAACAAGGAAACUGAAU
This is a messenger RNA of Cololabis saira (Pacific saury), 1695 nucleotides long. It is a transcript of the gene cdk4, whose product is annotated as cyclin dependent kinase 4. The transcript has 8 exons. Gene Ontology annotation, cellular component: cytoplasm; nucleus; cyclin-dependent protein kinase holoenzyme complex. The record is from RefSeq and is a predicted model, not a curated record. Lineage: Eukaryota; Metazoa; Chordata; Actinopteri; Beloniformes; Belonidae. Gene Ontology annotation, biological process: regulation of G2/M transition of mitotic cell cycle; signal transduction; regulation of gene expression. The coding region runs from base 246 to 1169 and encodes 307 amino acids. Gene Ontology annotation, molecular function: cyclin-dependent protein serine/threonine kinase activity; ATP binding; cyclin binding.